This is a messenger RNA of Arabis nemorensis, 2817 nucleotides long. NCBI's taxonomy places the organism in Eukaryota, Viridiplantae, Streptophyta, Magnoliopsida, Brassicales, Brassicaceae. The record is from the annotation of a GenBank genome assembly.
AUGCCUGGAAUCGGCAAAACCGAUCUCGCCAAUAAACUCUUCGUCAAGCUUCAGACAAAGAUCCUUCGUCACGUGUUUAUCGAGUUCGACAGUCAGAAACCGAAGGAUUAUGAAUCAGAUUGGUUGCAGAUGGAAGAUUAUCCAGAUUUAAGUUUCGAAGAUGUGAAUGCACUUGAUGUUUGGAAAAAUCUUCUAGGCGAGAAGAAAGUCGUGAUUGUUUUCGAUAACGUGAGGGACAAGAAACAGAUGGAACCGCUUCUUGGGAACUGUGACUGGAUUAAGAAAGGGAGCAGGAUCAUCAUCACGACACGGGACAAGUCAUUGAUCGAGGGAUUAUUCAAGUCAUUGACCGAGGGAUUAGUCUGUGAUAUCUAUGAGGUUCCCGGGUUGAACGAGAGAGAGGGCUUAGAGCUCUUUACGGCUCAAAUAUGUCGUAAUCUUGAGGGAAACUUCAUGGAGAUGUCUAGAAAGUUUUUGGAUUAUGCAGGAGGUAAUCCAUUAGCUCUCUUGGCAUUUGGCGAGGAGCUUAAGGAGAAAGAGGAAGGUCAAUGGAAAGCAAGACUUGGAACACUGACAAAAGUUUCCAAUGAGGAGAUACGAAGAGUCUUGAGGAACAGUUUUGAAAAUGAUUUGGAUGAGAAGCAGAAGGAUGCGAUUCUUGAUAUAGUCUGUUUCUUUAGAUCAGAGAAUGAGAACUGUGUAACAAGUUUACUUGAUUCUGUUGACCCUCAUGAGUCUGUUGAAGCUGGAAGAGAAGUAAGAGAUCUCGUUGACAAGUUCUUCAUUCACGUCUCUAAUGGUCGAGUAGAGAUGCAUGAACUACUGUUUACAAUGGGUAAGGAACUUGUUGAAGCUACUACCUGGAAAUAUUGUAUGUCUACUAAUGCGCUGAGAAACAAAGAGGGAAGAGAGAUGGUUAGAGGAAUUGCCUUAGACAUGACUAAAAUGGAGGAAAUGCCUUUAGACAACCAAGCCUUCAUCGGUAUGUGCAAUCUACGAUACUUGAAAGUGUACAAUUCUCUCUGUUCUAGGAAUUGUGAAGCUAAGUGCAAGUUAAACUUACCGGAUGGACUUGAGUUCCCAAAAGAUAAUAUUAUCCGGUAUCUUCACUGGGUACACUUCCCAGAACAAGAACUUCCAUCAGACUUUGAACCCAAGAAUCUUAUUGAUCUUAGAUUGCCUUACAGCAAGAUUACUAGACUGUGGAGCGGUGUUAAGGUUACACCAAAUCUGAAGUGGGUUGAUCUUAGUCAUUCAAGUAAGUUGAGUUCCUUGUCUGGUUUAUCAAAAGCAUCAAGUCUUUUGAGAUUAAACCUCGAAGGAUGCACGAGUUUGAAGGAGUUACCUUCGGAGAUGAAAGAGAUGACAAGUCUAGUUUUCCUUAACCUAAGAGGAUGCACAAGUCUCUUGUCUUUACCAAAGAUCACUAUGGAUUCCCUGAAGACUCUCAUUCUCAGUGGUUGCUCAAGUCUUCAGACAUUUGAGGUGAUUUCAGAUAACCUAGAAACUCUGUACUUAAACAACACUGCAAUAGGUGGACUUCCUCAAGCCAUUGGUGAUCUCCAAGGGCUUAACUUCUUAAAUCUUAAAGACUGCAAAAAUCUGGCGACUCUUCCUGAUUGUCUUUGGAAGAUGAAAUCUCUUCAAGAACUCAAAAUCUCUAAUUGUCCAAAGCUCAAGAUGAUCCCUGAUGUUAAGGAGAUCAUGGAAAGUUUGCGGGUUUUACUUCUUGAUGGAACAUCAAUAACAGAGAUACCAAGAAACAUUUCGGGCUUAUCUUUUCUGCGGCAUCUAUGCUUAAGUAGAAAUGAUGAAAUAUGCACCCUACAAUUUGACAUGGGUCAAAUGUUCCAUCUGAAGUGGUUCGAGUUGAAGUAUUGCAUGAAUCUCACAUCUCUUCCAAGUCUUCCACCGAAUCUCCAGAGCUUAAAUGCACAUGGUUGUACAUCACUAAGAACAGUUACAAGUCCACUAGCCCUUCUUAUGCCAACCGAGCAGAUGCAUUCCACCUUCAUUUUCACUAACUGUCAAGAACUGGAACAAGUCUCAAAGAAUGCUAUCAUAUCUUAUGUUCAGAAGAAAAGCGCAUUAAUGUCAAAUGAUCGAUAUAAUAAGGAUUUUGUUUUUAAAUCAUUGAUCGGUACUUGCUUUCCUGGAUGUGAAGUACCUGCAUGGUUUGACCACCAAGCAUUGGGAUCUCUCUUAAAGCUGGAGCUGCCUCGAGAGUGGAAUGAGGGUAGAUUUAUUAGAAUAGCUCUGUGUGUUGUAGUCUCGUUUAAGGAGUACAAAGACCAACACAACAGUCUCCAAGUAAAAUGUACUUGUGAGUUCACUAAUGUUUCCUUGAGCCCCGGAAGUUUCAUUGUUGGUGGUUGGUCCGAACAAGGGGAUGAGCCACAUACGAUUAAGUCAGACCAUGUCUUCACUGGCUACACCUCUUGGUUCGAUCUCAAGAAACGUCAACAUUUUUUAUCAGCUCAUGAAGUUUCCUUAAGAUUUGAAGUGACAAAUGGUACAAGUGAGGUUGCAGAAUGCGAGGUGAUGAAGUGUGGCUUCUCUUUGGUCCAUGAGCCUGAUGAAGCUGAGAGCACAUCUUGGGAGGCAAAUCCAAGUAUGCAGAACAAUAGACAUGACCAAAGAAGCUCUUAUAUAACUGCAGAGGAUGAUGCUGAUUGCCCCAAUGUAACUCCAACAUCGGAACUUAACAGGGUGGAUAGUUUUCUCAGUUUCUUUGGUAUUAAACCUAAGACUAGAGAUCUGGUUAUUCAAAAUGAGGGAGAAAAUUUAGGUAUUGAGCCUAACCGCAAUGCAACUUGA